Molecule: messenger RNA, 441 nt
Organism: Hibiscus syriacus
Lineage: Eukaryota; Viridiplantae; Streptophyta; Magnoliopsida; Malvales; Malvaceae
Product: mini zinc finger protein 1-like
Exons: 1
Coding region: 138-398 (86 amino acids)
Biological process (GO): regulation of developmental process; regulation of DNA-templated transcription
Cellular component (GO): nucleus
Molecular function (GO): transcription cis-regulatory region binding; DNA-binding transcription factor activity
Source: RefSeq, a predicted model, not a curated record
UUAUUCCUUUUUUCCCCCUUGGUUCAUAAACAGGAGAGACCGGGCUUUUUAGCUCCUUUUCAUCUGGCGUUGGAUGAGAAAAACAUUUCCAAGAAACUACAGCUCCAACACAAGGAGGAAUUAGGGUUUCCAAAGGGAUGAAGAAACGUCAAGUAGUUUUGAAAAGUGGAAGAAGUUCGUCUUCGGUGAAUCGGAACGUGAGGUAUGGGGAGUGCCAGAAGAACCAUGCGACGAAUAUUGGAGGGUACGCCGUGGACGGUUGCCGGGAGUUUAUGGCGAGUGGCACUGAAGGGACCACUGGGGCUUUAACAUGCGCCGCUUGUGGUUGCCACCGCAACUUUCACAAGAAGGAAGUACAAACUGAGGUAGUCUGCGAGUAUACUCCACCAAAUUCUUAAUAAGAUCAAUAUCCAAACAACACUAUAAUAGAAUUGUUUUUUU